AGUGAAAAUGUGUAACUGCACGUGGACUAUAAACCAAUCAUCUGUCAGCUAUUUGAUCAAUACUCCCUUAGACAUACUCCUUGUGUAUAAAUACUGUACGCUCUCACUUCUCCGUGGUUUUCCCUCGCUGUCUACGGAGAAAUCUAUACUGUAGGUGUUCGAACAUGAACACUAAUUACAAGAAAGGUCGCUCACAAAGCCUGCCUAAUUGGAAUGGCGAUGACAAGUUACACUACAGACUGACCAUCAUGGGCGCCGCCGGAGUCGGCAAGAGCUGUAUCAUCUCACAGUUCCUCUACGACCGCUUUAUUAGUGAGUACAAAGAAACUGUGGAGGAAUUCCACCGCGGGGAAUACACCGUGGACGGCCGAGAAUUGAUCCUUGACAUUUUAGACACCGCGGGUGCACAUUCAUUUCCGGCCAUGCGCAGACUGGCCAUCUCAACAAGUGACGCUUUUGUUUUGGUGUAUUCUAUUGACGAUGAGUCCUCGUUUCAAGGAGUGAAAUAUUUGCGAGACAUUAUUUUAGCAGAGCGAAAGGGGGAAAAUGUACCAAUAGUUGUCGUGGGAAAUAAGUCCGACAUUUCCGGGGAAUGUAGAGUCAUCCUGAAAGAAACUGCUGAAUCAAUUGUUUGCUUAGACUGGGAGAAUGGCUAUGUUGAAGCCUCUGCGAAAGACGGUAUAAAUAUUUCGGGGAUUUUCAAAGAAAUCCUUCGACAGACAAACAUGGGGUUCAAUAAAACUCCACUUCCAAAACGAAGAAGACUCGGCUCCACUUCAUCCGAAAAUUCUGACAUAUCAUAUUCAUCCUCUCGAAACCGGAAAAGCUGCACUAUAUCGUAGCAUUGAUUACAUGAAAUUAAAUUUGUUUUAUUCAGAAUAAAAUGUAUUGCAUUUAU
This is a messenger RNA of Ostrea edulis (European flat oyster), 898 nucleotides long. Its product is annotated as ras-related protein Rap-1b-like. Gene Ontology annotation, molecular function: GTP binding; GTPase activity. The transcript is spliced from 2 exons. Bases 165 to 842 code for a protein of 225 amino acids. NCBI's taxonomy places the organism in Eukaryota, Metazoa, Mollusca, Bivalvia, Ostreida, Ostreidae. The record is from RefSeq and is a predicted model, not a curated record.